AUGGCUCUGGAGGAAUCCUCUGUACUGGAGGCACAGCUCAGCCCAGAAGAAUGCGGACGGCAGGGCUCUAAGGUGCCCAACAAGAAAAAGAAGAAAUGCAAAGGAAAGGCAGAGGCAGAGGCACCCGGGGAACCUGAGAAGGAAGGCGAGGUGCCCUUGAGGAAAGAAGCCAAGAUUGAAGAUCUCACCAAAGCUGGCCACCAGGCCCUGCAGCUUGGUGCCGUUGGAGAGGCCUUAUCAUGCUUCAAGAAGGCCUUUGCCCUCUCCUUGGAAACCUCAAGUGCCCAGGCCCGGAAGGUGUGCGCUUUCAACCUGGGUGCAGCCUACGUGGAGGCCGGGAAGCCGGAGAAGGGCCUAGAGUUCCUCCUCAAAUCCCACUCUGAGGAAGGGGAAGCCGGGGAGCAUCUCGGGGACCUUUUCUUCAACGUUGGGGCAGCCCACGAAGGCCUGCGGGAUUUCCCCAAGGCCUUGGAGUCUUUCCGCAAGGCCCAGGAUCACUACCACUCGGUCCAGGCUGGCAGCGAGGCCAGCACCUACAUGAAGAUGGGCUACUGCUACCUGGGCAUGGAAGACCCUUCGCGGGCCGCCCAGUGCUUCCAGGAAGCCGGCCGGGCCUACGUGGAAGUCGAGAGCCUAGAAGCCGCCGCAGUGGCCCUCAGCAAAGCCGGCAACUAUAUGCUUCAGAGCGGAGAGUAUGGCGCCAGCGACAUUGUCAAGGUGUUGAACGAGUGCCGCUUGCUGUGUGAGCGUCUCUCAAACAAAGCUCUGCUGGGUAUGUCUUAAGGGACCCUGAAAGGAAGAGUUUGGGUCAGCCACAUGAUGCCUGUGUACCAUAGGCAAAAACGUUCCUCUUUUAACCAGUCUUGUGGCUGAUUGACAUCCAAUGCCCUUUUAAAAUUUGUUGGGGAGUGGGGGAUUAUUAGGUGGUGGUUGUUGUUGUUUUUAUUAUGUAUUUUAUGUUUUUAUAUUGUGAUUUGCGCUUGUAUUGUAACUGCACUGGGACCUGCUGCUAAAGGCUGGUAUACAAAUUUAAUAAUAAUAAUAAUAAUAAUAAUAAUAAUAAUAGGGUUGCAUUUGUCUGGCCUCUUCCAGGUGGUGAGUCAAGGUUUUGAAUCUGCAAGUGGUCAAGAGUGCCAUACACUCUUGUGUGUGUGUGUAAUGACUAUGCAUGCAGAUUACAAGCUCCAGAACGGCAGGAGCUGGCAGCAAAUUAUAGUAUAGACCUUCUGGGUGGUCUGCCUUCCUCCACUCCCUCUCUACCAAUUAACCUGCAUCUCCAAGGUCAGCCUCUGUGACCUCACCAGGAACCUCCCCUAGGUCUCAGGUUUGGGCCCUGAGAUAUCAGGGGCUGAGAUGCUCCUGACCUGGCAACCUUAAUGUAUUACCUAGGAAUCAGGUGAGGUGGGAAGAGGCCCACCCAUUUGUCUCUAUGACAACAUGUCUUUGGACAUGUAAAUCAUGACACUUAACUGACCAACGAGGGCCAUUACCUUAACAAAGGAAUUAGUUGGACCUGUUCACCAGAUUCUCUCUUACACAUUCUGCCCUCACAGGUACAGGAUCACUUUUGAAAGGGACCCAUUGGCAUCAUUCAGACGGAACCCCCCAAACCUAUAAAACUAUUUUAAUAUUGAAUUGAUUCAUAUAUUUAUCAAUGUAUGCUGUUUCCUCUCUCUCUCUCUCUCUCUCUCCCACUCUCCCCACCCCAGGAAAACUCUAUAAUGACAUUGGGCUCUGCUUCUCCCAGCUCAAGAUCUUCUCCUUAGCAGCGGAAAGCUUUGAGAGAGCUCUUCCACUCUGCCAAACCGAUGCUGACGGCCGGUGUGAAGAAGCAGUCGUCCUUCAGAACCUUGGGGCUGCCCAUAACACCCUUGGGAACUUCCGGAAGGCUCUGGGGUUUCACCGGAGGGCCGCCUCACUACACAGUAAGUUGCUGUAGAGGACACCAAGCUGGCCCAGGUCACUUGUCCAAACGCCCAGAUGGGGUCUGACAAGAAGCACACAAAGUGAUGUAGAAAACAAGAGACAAAAAGGGGUACAGUGGUGAAAUCUGAGAUAAAGUAACACUUAAUAUUUUUUAAAGAGCCUUGUAAUCAGUAAAGAUUUAUUGCAUCAUGAACUUUGGGCAUCAAAUGCAUGGAAUGCUAUCCUCAGUGGGGAGAUCUGUUUACUGAAAGCAACAAAACAGCACUACAAAAACAAGGAGCCUCUGAAUUCUAGAAGGACAUGAGCCAACUUUAACCUCUUGGGCAAGUAGGGAGUGAAUAAAAGAUAGCAUAAGUAAAAAGAAGAAAAAUAUAUCUGUUCACCAGCCUUUGCCAACCUGGUGCCCACCAGAUGUUUCUGUCUACAACUCCUAUCAGCCCUAGCCAGCAUGGCCAUUUUGGACUACAACUCCCAUUAGCCCAGUCAGCAUGACCUUGCUGACUGCAGCUUAUGGGAGUUGUAGUCCAAAACAUAUGGAGAGCACCAGGUUGGUGAGCGCUGUCCCCUCAUAUUUGCAGCAUUAUUCUUUUUCAAGUUGAUCUCCUCCUCACUACUGCUGUUGUUUUCAAAGUUGUCUGUUUUGAAGCAGGGACUGGUUGAUUUUUGCCAACAAAGCUCUUUAAGGCCCCAUGUACACUGGUGGAACUUAAUAUGAUGGUGAUAUCAGAAAACUGGGCAGUUCUUUUGAAAACAAAAAUGGCUGUGCCUCAGAAUUCAGUCCCUGUUCAACAAUCCUUUUACUAGCUGCCUAACUACACAUUGGGACGUGGGUGGCGCUGUGGGUUAAACCACAGAGCCUAGGACUUGUCGAUCAGAAAGUCGGCGGUUCAAAUCCCUGCGACGGGGUGAGCUCCUGUUGCUUGGUCCCAGCUCCUGCCAACCUAGCAAUUCGAAAGCACGUCAAAGUGCAAGUAGAUAAAUAGGUACCGCUCCGGCGGGAAGGUAAAUGGCGUUUCCGUGCCCUGCUCUGGUUCACCAGAAGCAGCUUAGUCAUGCUGGCCACAUGACCAGCUGUAUGCCAGCUCCCUCGGCCAAUAAAGCGAGAUGAGUGCCGCAACCCCAGAGUCGGUCACGACUGGACCUAAUGGUCAGGGGUCCCUUUACCCUUUUUAAUUACACAUCUUGGAUUGAACAUUAUCACCUCCUGUGUAUUUUACAACAGAGUGACAGGCAAAAACCCAUCAGGUGAAGCUUUUUCCUGGCCCAGAUGUCAAGUGAAAGGGAACACUUUGCUCCCCCUCCCCAAUCUCUCUGUGUGAGGCACAAGAGUGGGGCCUGUGAAAACAAAAAAAUUGUUCAGCAAUAGGUGGAACGCUUCAUGGAACCCACAAUUUGUGGAUAUUUUUGUGCAGGUGCCCUGGGAAACAGGAGAGCUCAGGGACAGUGUUUUGGCAACUUGGCCUAUGCGCUGAGCCAAUUGGAUGACCACGAAGCUGCUGGGGAACACUAUCUUCAUGCGCUCCAAGCCUUCAAGGACUCAGGUGAGAAAUGAGCUGUGGAGACGGGAAAGAUGGAAGAGAGAUCCAGGGAAAGUGUUUUCCCACCCUGCAUCACCAAGGCCAAAGGGGGUUGUAACUGUUUUGUAAAAAGCAGUGAAGGCAGGUCCAAACUCAUAUAUUAUUAUUAGAUUUAUCACCACCCUUCAGCAGCAAAUCCCAGGGCAGGUUACAACAAUUUACAAUUCAGAAUGAAAAACAAUUAAAACAUAAUAUAUUCAGAAAAAUAGGGAGCAUCCUGAAGACACACAUCUCAGGUGUCAAAGGCCAGCCUAAAGAGGCCGGAUAGUGAAGAGGUGAGACGCAACUCUGUGGAGAGUUCCACAAUUUAGAGGCCGCGGCAGAGAAGGGCUCUUCCAGUGGCCACCCCCUAAACCUAUCAGGGUGAUGGAACUACUAAUAGGACCCUCUCUGUUGCUCUUAAUACCUGGGAGGGUCUGUAGGGAAGGAGGCAGUCCUUCAGAUAUUUGGUGCCUAAGUCAUUUAGGGCUUUGAUUAGUAAUGCGAGCACCCUGAAUUGGGCCCAGCAAAGAACUGGCAGCCUAUAACAAGUGCCUCUAUCCAUGGGGCACUUCUUUUCACUUUUGUGUUUCUGUUUACCUUACCUAAGGCCAACCUAAAGGGCCAAAGCCCCUAGGCUGCAUUCUUCCUGGAAGUAGCUGGGGGAGCUGUUGACAGGGAAUCUGGCUUCUGAAAGUUUCCUAAACGUAAGAUACAUGUCGUAACUGGCAGCAGAACUCUGGUUAGGAACACAAUACGUAAGAGGAGUAACAAUAUAUAUCACACUUUUGCCCUCCCACUGUGGCAUUUGAUAACCAUGUGUUCACUUACUCUCAUUCAAGUUUGAAAAUCAGGCUACAAGGGAUAGAAGGAUCCACCAAUUUCAUUUCUCUGUUUCUCAUUUGUCAAGUCUUAAAUUCAGUCCUUCACAUUGUUCAGCAAUUUGCAAUGGGUUUUUUUAAUAUAUAAAAAAAUCCUCAUGAAAAUUCAUCAGCAUUUUGGUGCAAAUUUCUCUUAAUAAACACCUGUGUGCAGUUUUGACAUGUGCACAUUUUUGUGAGCAAUCUUGCAUUUGUGCAUGGUAUUUUCACAAAUAGGGACUCGGGUGGCGCUGUGGGUAAAACCUCAGCGCCUAGGACUUGCCGAUCGCAUGGUCGGCGGUUCGAAUCCCCGCGGUGGGGUGCGCUCCCAUUGCUCGGUCCCAGCGCAUGCCAACCUAGCAAUUCGAAAGCACCCCUGGGUGCAAGUAGAUAAAUAGGGACCGCUUACUAGUGGGAAGGUAAACGGUGUUUCCGUGUGCUGCGCUGGCUCGCCAGAGCAGCUUCAUCACGCUGGCCACGUGACCCGGAAGUGUCUGCGGACAGCGCUGGCUGCCAGCCUCUAGAGUCAGAUGAGCGCACAACCCUAGAGUCUGUCAAGACUGGCCCGUAUGGGCAAGGGUACCUUAUUUUCACAAAUAUCCCAAUUUUUAUGCUUUCCCUUAAAACGUGGAUUCUUUUGGAACCAAUUGUUUAGCAGGAGAGCUGCAUCACAAAAUUCAGAUAAGGAAGAAUUUCAAAGGCUAGCUGUGUUUCGGUUUGCAUGCUGUUUUGGAAAAUGAUAAUUUGCUUUAAAUGUGAACUGACUCUCAUUUCUCCCCCAACGCUACAGACAACAGAACAAGUGGCUGUGUGGCCACUGUCCCAGCCAACCCAUUAGCAGCUGGCCUCCAGAACUUAGAGAUGUAACUGCUGUGACUAGCUGUCCAUUUGUUACUGAGCCAGGUUCAUAGUCCUUGCAUUCAUUUACAAAGCCCUAAACCUCUUAGGUCCAGGGUCCGCUUUAACCCUUCUAUCCCAGCUCAUUCAUUGAAGUAAUCUGCAGGAGUGCCGUUUGUAAUUCCCUGAGUUGGCAAGUCUCAUUUGAUGGCAACAGGAACCUGAGCCUUUUGUGUCAUCGGUCCAGCCCUGUGGAAUACUCUUCUGAUAGACAUUCAGCCAGGGAUCAACCAUGGCAAAAACAACAGGAAAUGAGAACAGAAGAUAUGGAACUGGGUGCAAACAGAUGAAUACAUAAUAUGUAAAGAACUAUAGGAUCACAGAAGAGAGUCUCUUGUGGACAAAGAUGGAAAGACUUAUUAUUGUUAAAUAUGGAGGAAUGGUUGUUGAAGUUAUUGGAGACAAAGCUGGUAUGUUUGGUUACUUUUAAACAUCUGCUGAAAACUUUUCUAUGCCACUGGAUCUGUGCAGACAAUUAAGAGUUCAUUCUUCCACAGUAGUCUAUUUCUGCUUUGAUAUUUUUUAGAAAGAGCAGUAUCAAAAUAUUUUUUAUAAGUAAAACAAAAUAAAUAAUAGGGGGCUCAUUUGUCUGUUCUUCAGACUGAACCCUGCUCUGCUUCUCUCCAACCCCUUCUCCUCCUUUUCUGCACAGGUGACCUUCCAGGCCAAUGGCAAGCUUACGAAGGGCUUGGGGCAUCGCACGCUCACCUGAGAGACCCUGGCAAAGCCAUUUUGUAUUACAAAGAGGCACUUACCUUGCUCUCUAAAUGCCAGGUAAGGCUUGUUGCAGUAGCUGGUUCUGCAUUUAAAUUUCAGCCAGUAUUUUGAUUAUACAAAAUGAACCUGUUGCUGACAUGCUGUUUAAUGGACUUGAUCAAUGUGCAUUCAGAAUUUAGGAAUUUGGAGUAACUGAUGGCAUUUCCAGACUGUCACUCUUUUUUGGGUGGGAUUCAGUCACAUACUGGCAAAUUCAGGUUGUGCAAUUAUGGUUGGGUAUUUUUCAAAUUUAAUUACAUAAUUGAUUUAUAUCCCCUGCUUGCUCCUGAAGGAGUGCAGGGCGGUGGACAGAGCAAUGGUUAAAAAUAAAAAAAGGUAAAGGACCCCUGACAGUUAAGUCCAGUCACAAACGACUCUGGGGUUGCGGCACUCAUCUCGCUUUACAGGCUGAGUGAUCUGACGUUUGUCCGCUCCGCAGACAGUUUUUCCGGGUCAUGUGGCCAGCAUGACUAAGCCACUUCUGGCACAACGGAACAUCGAAACCAGAGCAGCGCAUGGAAUCACCAUUUACCUUCCCACUGAAGUUUAUCUACUAGCACUUUUUUGGGUCCUUUCUGCUUGGUUGGCAGGAGCUGGGACCGAGCAACAGGAGUUCACCCCAUCGUGGGAUUUGAACCGCCGACCUUCUGAUUGGCAAGCCUGGGAGGCUCAGUGGUUUAGACCACAGCACCACCCGCAGCAUCGCAAAAUAAAAUCUAAGAACAGUUUUAAAACAUUCUAAAAACAGUUAAAAACAUUUUCUCACUCCAUGGCCUCAGGGGGCCAGGAACGGUGUCUUUCAGCUGUCAAACGCCUAGGUGAACAGGAAUAUUUCUAAAUUUCUCCUGAAAUUUAACAGUGAGGAAGACAAGAUGCACCUCACUAGGGAAGGCAUUCCUCAAAUGAGGAACCACUAUGGAAAGGGCUCUGUCACAAGUCAGUGCCAGCCAAGCAGUCCUUAGUGGCAGUGCCUCCAACAAGACCAUGUGGGACAUGGGAUGUCAUGCACAACAAACUCGCUUCCCCAGAAGAUCAGACUUGUAGUGAUGAGGAAAGUGUUGGGGAAAUUGGCUGGAAAGUGUGCGAUAGCACUUGCGUUGAUGCAAUUUCUCGUAACCUCUACACAAAGAAAAUCAGGAGAAAUGAUACACAGAUCAUCUGGAAGUGUCCUAUGUCUGUUGCAAAUUUGCCUGAGGUGAACAAUGGUUGUUGCCUGUUAUUGCCCUCGUUUCAAAGAUCAGUAGAUGUGAGACCCAGAUCCUUGAGGUGGUAUUUGCUUCUAACAACAAGCAGUUAUAAACUUGUAAGCUUUCACCCCUUUUAGAGAAAACCGUGCCUUUUCAUCUCAGAAACCUGAAAAGAACAACCAGUGAACCUACACCAAGGCUCCAUAGCUCUAAUACACUGGCUAGUUAGUUGAUUAACUAAAGAAAAUUGUGAAUCCGCACUAACUUCGCUGAACCUAUUACAUACAGUGGUACCUCGGGUUACAUACGCUUCAGGUUACAUACGCUUCAGGUUACACACUCCGCUAACCCAGAAAUAGUGCUUCAGGUUAAGAGCUUUGCUUCAGGAUAAGAACAGAAAUCGGGCUCCGGCGGCGCAGCGGCAGCAGGAGGCCCCAUUAGCUAAAGUGGUGCUUCAGGUUAAGAACAGUUUCAGGUUAAGAAUGGACCUCCGGAAUGAAUUAAGUACUUAACCUGAGGUACCACUGUAUAUCUUUUCUUUAAUGCCAGGAUGUCUCAGGAACAGCCCAGGAGCGAAUUGUGAACAAACUUACAGAUGCCCUCCAGAACAAACUGUCUAUGAACAGCAAUUUCUUCCAUGGUGGGGGGAUUCUUCAGUCUGCUUCCAUGGUGAGUUCCCUGCCUGCCACCUUGUGCCAUUUUGUUGGCAUUAAACAUGUGAGCCCCUGCCCUACCUACCAUUGGACAAGCAUUUGCAAUGUCACGGAAUGUUCACAAACAUUAAUUACUGAUGAGGAAAGGUGGUUGUUGUUGCUGUUAUUAUUAUUAUUAUUAUUAUUAUUAUUAUUAUUAUUACUACUACUAUUACUAUUACUAUUACUAUUAUUUUAUACCCCGUCCCUCUGGCUGGGUUUCCCCAACCACUCUGGGCGGCUUACAGCAUGCCCAGAAACAUAAUAUAAACAUCAAGCAUGAUGAGCAAACCAUGUCGGUUCUCUGAGGCAAGUUAAAAAAAAUUGGGGGGGGAGGAUCACAUGGGACCCAGAUACAGACUGAAGUCUCCCACAUGUUUAUAGCAGUCCACAUCUGUUUUAACAGCUGUGCUAGAAUCUUCUAACAUGUUACACAGAGGGAGAACAGCCAGGUAAGAAGAAAAUAACAGCGCAAAACUAUACUUCUGCUGCUGUUUCACUUCCUCCUAGUGAGAAAAAUAAUUGAAACUUGUAGAAGUAUUUUUUUUAAGUCAGGGGGUUGGGCUAAAUCAUCUUCCUCCCAACCUGGUGCCCUCCAAAGAUGCUGGACUCUGACUACCAUCUGGGUUAACCAGAAUGGGAUGAUGUCUAAAACAUCUGGAGGGUAUGAAGUUAGGGAAGCCUGGGCCAGAUUGUCCAUUAGGACUCUAGCUAUGACUGUUUCUCUCUCUGCUCAGAAACAGCUUCCUACAUCACAGACCUCAAGCCAGGUUCGAUUUGCUAUGUUGCCACAUCGUAAGAAUGAGAGCCUCCCUCCCACGCUGUGCCACGCCGGCGAAUCGUAAGUAAGGGAAAUGUGCAUGUUAUGGUGCCUCUGUCCAAGUUCUCAUCUCCUUACUGUCCCUCUCUCCCUAGACUGAUUUCCAGAGAUGAGAGAGAAUACAAAUUAUUGAAAUAAUAAGUGGACUGAAUAACUUGGCAAAAUUUACAAGAUAAUAGGACCAGAUUUAUGAUUUAUAAAUGUAUGGAAAACAGCCCAUGAGGUAGCAUACUGAAGAGGGGAAAGAAACAGACACUUUCUAUGCCACUAGGUGGCCGUUUUUUACACAUAUUAACAUGUCCAGAAUGGAGAACGCCAUGGGCUUAUUCACACAUCCAUUUGCCCCACCAGUACUGCCCUGGGAACGCCAUGGUUUAGCACUGAAUUGAGUUUUCCGCAGACUGCCGUUGGUUCCAAUUUAGUGCCAAAGAGCAGGUUGUCCGGGGGGAAGUGGCGGGGCAAAGUCUGUCUGAGUUGAGGGGAGAGUGGCACUGUUUGCGGUGGUUCCAGUACUCCUUGGAGAGACAUUUCCAGAGGAAGCUGCUUGGGGACUGUUCUUUGGCCCCAUGGAGCCUUUGGUGUGGUGUUCCUCGGGGUUUGAUUUUAUUCCAUGUGUUCUUGUUUCCAUUAUGUAUUUUGUGUUUUCAUCUGGUAUUUUUAUGUUGUGAACCACCCUGAGAUCUACGGGUGAAGGGCAGUAUACAAAUUUAAUAAAUUAAAAUAAAUUAAUUAAAAAGUGAUUGUCCCAUGCCUAGAAAGCACAGGACAAGUGGGAGUGUGGGCGAGUCUCAUGCCAUUUGCUUCAGUACUUCCUGAUAGCUUUCCCUUUGUUAAAACUACGUUCCUUUAGGUGACAUAGACUAGGAUGAUAUGAUGUUCAAGCUCCCUGUUGAAGGGAAAACAAUAAUAGGCAGUAAAUGAGCAUGACUGAAGAUCUUACAAUAGAGUAUGGACAAGAAUACUUUCCUGGUUUCUGGCAAGAGAAGGGAGGAUGUUUAACAUUUUCUCGUUGCAUGGUGUUUAUCUUUUUCAUUUAAUGUAUAUUAUCUCAAAGUCAAUUAAAAAUACGCUCCAAAUAUUUUAUUAGAAAUAACACAUGAACACUGUUUGGUCACGGCUGAUCUUUAAGAAAUCCUGAGCUUACAACCCCCAGAUUAAAAGAAGAUGGUCACACACAGGCACCAUCACAGGCUCAGAAUGAACAUCUGUAUUGUCUGAAUAUCACACCUCUGUUUCGUGACUCUUUGCAGCUCUGUCACACAACAAUGCCACCAGGCGCAGCCCAUAGAAGAGCAGUCUGCACUGGCCCCAUGGAACCAGAGCUCUUCUCAGUGGGGGGAAAUGGUAGUCCCUCAUAGCAGCCAUCUGAAACCACAGCAGGCUGCCCAUGGAGCAUCAGGUAACCCCCUUUCUACUUCUGGUCCUGCAGUCUUCCCUGCAUGGUGCAAUUUUUUCCCCUGGUACAGAGAUGGAGGCUCAAGUCAGACAUCAGGCCAAACCAUGGUUAUGAAUAAGAAACCAUGACUUGCUAUGUAAGGCUUGCCAACCAAGGUUUGUGCCAACCGUGGUUUGGUGUGAUGCAGAUCCACACCACACAAUCUAAAGCACAUCAGAUGCACAUUUAAAGCACACAACCUCCCUCAAAUAAUCAUGGGAAAUGUACUUUGUUAAGGGUGCUGGGAACCGCAGCUCUGUGAAGGGCAAACUACAGUUCCCAGGGCUCUUUGGGGGAUAUCACAUGCUUUAAAUGUACAUUGGAUGGGCUUUAAAUGUAUAGUGUAGAUCUGCCUGGGACUGACAGACUUAUAGUUUUGGGUUUUCCUCAACCUGCAGAGGUAACUGCAGCUUGAGAUGGUUAUGCUGAGCAGCUCUUAACCAUGGUUGGCCUGUGGUGAAUAUGGAAGCUCAAACUGUGGUUAGUACAAACCUUGACUUAGUGUGAUGUGUGAAGACAAGAACCAAAUUUGGUGGUGAAAUGUUGAACUUGCAGUUGAGGUGAAAUAGGUAGAUGAGGUAGGUCAACCUUUUGAGGACAGUGGAAUUUUGAGCAAGUGCUGUCACAAAAUGUCUGCAGUGGUGGUGUGGCAAAACGCAAAAUUACUGUCACAUCUAAAAGAGCAGAAAGAGAGACAGCACCACAAAAUGGUGUGGGUAUGUCCCCCCCAUCAGCCUCCCCAUCAAUGGGAAAAGGCACCCGCAUUAGCUGUGCUACAUGGGCUCACAGAGAGCAGCUCUUUGCACAUACCCUCCAUUCAGAUCAAAGGGAGGUCCUGGCUUCCAAUGAAAUGAGGGUAUGUUUAAAGGGAGCUUGUUCAAUAUGGGAUAGUCUGAGUCAAUGCAAACAGGAAUUGAGCAGGAAGAGAAAACAGUCCUUCAUGCAUUGUGUUUUGAGGGGGUAUUUACUGAGACCUUUCAUGGGCACCAUAACAUUGGUGAUGCAUCCGCAGCUUUGCCUCUCAACCACUUUGCCUCUCAACGCUUUAUCUUCCUGUAGUGUUGGUUGCUGCAACACAUGGAGACAGGAUCUCCACUCCUGGAAUUCCAAACGGACGUGCCAUGUUUGUCAGCAGUAGCACUGAAGACACCAAGCAGCCCAUGGGGACUUCUGCCUAUCGCAACCAGACACAGGCUAACAGGUCAGCUCAGAAGCAAUAGCUGCUCCCCAAAAGGUGCUGGCACUGGGUAUAUCUGCACGUGCCCUUAAUUUCGAAAAAGGAAGGUGUUCAAAACAUAUUUUCCUUUAAUAGUUUAGAACAUUUAUUUACCUUUUUUGCAAUAAAUAAAUAGCAACAAAUUCCCUUACUCUUCAUCUGAUCUGCCAUCACCCUGCCUCUGCACCAAACCAUGGCUGAGUGUUAAGUCAUACUCAGAGUAGACCCAUUGAGCUCAAUGGACAAGUUAGUUGGACUCAUCAAUUUUCUUUGAGUCUGCUCUGAGUAAGUGGAGUCAACCCAAGGCAAGAAUGAUUUGGGGAAGGAGAAGGCCUGUUUUUCCAUGAGCAUUUCCACCCACAUUCUCCCUUCCAAAUGUUGUGCGUUUGUAAAAUUUAAAAAAACAGAGGAGGAAACAGUGAUUCUGGAAAUCAGAUCUCAGUGACAUCCUUUAUUCUUUUCUAGCAAUCUCAAUGCUUUUCUGCACCUGGAUCCCUCCUGCCACAACUGCUUACAGAACAGGAAGUCCCACAAUUCACAACUAAGUAAGUACAGUGGUGUCUGCAGGGCUCUUGCUCAGAAGGGGCAAAACCAGGGCUUUUUUUCAGACAGAACUCGCCGGAACUCAGUUCUGGCACCUCUCAGGUGGGUGCCAUUGUCAUUAUAAGAGAACAAAGGGAGGCGUUCAUGGUGAGAUCUGGCACCUCUUUUGCUAAAAAAAUAGCACUGAGCAAAACCUUAACCAAAUUUUGAAGGAAAGCCUUUCUUUCAUCUGUCCUGAAGCUCAAUCCAGAUUAAGACCAAGCUACUGUUAGUGGGUGGUUCUGGGAGAUGGCUUGCUUGGGUCAGAAACUGAGGAGGCCUGUUGCAGAAAAAUCUUGCCUUCCCAAAGUGAAUAUUUCUAAGUAGGACAAACAGCAUGGCCUGUCAUGGCUUUCCCCUAAUUCAAAGGUUCUGAGACCUUCUGUCCCUAGGGCUCACUUGAGAGAGGUCUGGAAAUUACUGUAGACCACGAGUCACAAAAUGGUGGUGGAGGUAGAGUUUGGCAUAACCAGCUUGCAAUUUACUAACAUAGGCCAUAUUCACACCAUACAUUUAAAGCACUAGGAUACCACUUUAAACAGCCAUGGCUUCCCCUCAAAUAAUCUUGGGAGCUGUAGUUUGCUAAGGGUGGGGUUACCAUCCAUAUCUGAUAUUCUCAGGGAACUCUGGGAAUUGUAGCUCUGUGAGGGGGAAUGUUGGCCUCCUAAUAACUCUCAACACCCUCAGCAAAGUACAGCUCCCAGAAUUCUUUGCAGGAAGCCACAGCUGUUGAAAUUGGCAUCAUAGUGCUUUAAACAUAUGGUUUGGAAAUUGUUGGGAGUAUUUGCCACAGUACUUUGGGUGUGGCAAGGCCAUUCCACAGUCCAUUUGAGAAACACUGCCCUAAACUCUGGUUUAUGCUGCUGUUUUUAUGUCACCCAGCAGGCCCCCACGAGUGUGAGUCUGGUCAACUGAGAGCAAGGGUCUUGGAGAGGUAGGUUGGUUCACACGAUGUAUAAUAAGGAUAAUAAUUUAUUUAUUUAUACGCUACCCAUCUGGCCGGGUUGCCCCAGCAACGCUGAGCGGCUUCCAACAAAUUAUAAGACCACAGUGAAAAACUUCCCUGUACAGGGCUGCCUUCAGGUGUCUUUUAAAAGUCAGAUAGUUGUUUAUUUCCUUGACAUCUUAUAGGAGGGCAUUCCACAGUGUGGGCGCCACUACCAAGAAGUCCCUCUGCUUGGUUCCCUGUAAUCUCACUUCUCACAAUGAGGGAACCGCCAGAAGGCCCUCAGAGCUGGGCCUGAGUGUCUGGGCUGAAUGAUUGGGGUGGAGACGCUUCUUUUCAUGUACAGGGCGGAAGCCCAAGGCACUGUCCACCCAGUGACCCGCCUUACCAGCCAAACACAUUUUGGCACCUAAGGCGAACCACAAAAUGGUGCCUCCCCCCUCCCUCCCUCCGCCAGCCAUGGAAGAAGGGGUGAGUGAAGCUCUACAUCAGGAACAAAGGGGGAAUAAAAAUCUCCACUGGAAGCAAGGGUGGGAGGAGACCAGCAGUGGCUCCUAUUUGCCAUGAUGCCACUGUGGCAUAGCAUGGGGGGAGGGGUUUGCCAAGGAGAAGGCAGAUCCAGCCUCCAAGGAGUGCAUUGCAGCAGUUGCUGCCACUGUGGCAGCAGCAGCGGGUGAUGCAUUCCUUGGAGGUCGGAUCUGCUGCCUCUGGGGAUCCUGUCCACAGAGGCGGCCACCUCACCUCAGUGGUGGACCUACAUUUUCUGGGCCUCUUCGCAAUCAGCAACGACGUCUGCAUAAUCGCUCUUGUCUAUUUCAAUGGGGUUGUUUACAACCACCUCUACAAUAUUUGGGUUACUGACUCUCAAACUUUGGGAUUGGUGAAAUACAUACCAAUUUAUUUAUUUAUGAAUCAAUUUGAGUCAUGUGGCAAAAAUUGGCUCUACCAAACCCAUUUUUUAAAAAAGCAGCAUGGAUUGAAGUUGCACUGACUGGCAGCAGUGGCUGUCCAGGGUUUCAGGCAAGAGCCUCUCCUAUCCUAGUUUUCCUGGAGAUGACAAGGAUUGAACCUGGGACCUUCUGUAUGCAAGGCAGAGACUCUACCACUGAGCUGUGGCCCUUCCCUUCCCUCGAGGACCCCUGCUGUGGUGGUCCACAGAGAAGUUUUGGAACUCGCUUCUUCUCUUUUCUUUCCAGGGCUGCACCAACUCCUGCCAGACCCUUUGCCAGCCAAAGUUUGGAGCCUCGCCGCCAGCAAGGAUGGGGGAACAGGUUCAAGUCCAUAAUAUGUGCUCUGAUGUGACAGGUGUGUCUUGCUGCUGAAUUGACUGUCCGAUGGGAGCUUUAGAAGGGUCUUGAUGCUCUUCAGGUCCAAACCACCAUUCGUAAGCUGUGGCACACCGCUUUUCUGAGGAACACAAGUGCUCUUCCGGGCCCGGCCAAAGUGGGACCACCUAGUCCAGCAUCCUGUUCCCAGCACUGGCUGGCCGAGUGCUUCUGGGAAGUUCACGCACAAGGCAUGAAGGCCACCCCAGGAUUAAUUGGGUCCCUCAACAUCAUUGGUGCUCUGAUAACACCAGUUUAGUCGCAUUGGAAACUGCCUUGUUAGACCACAGAUCCAACUGGCUCACGGCUCACUACUAGCUAUGUGCACAAAAUUUCUUAUAAAGUAUUGUGUGUUUAAUGAGAUGAUCAAAAUUACAUAUCAACACAUCACCAACCCUCCAGAACUUGCAUUACUGAAUCUGUAAUGCAACUGUGCUUCAUGGAUAAACCACUAAUUGGAUUUCUUUAAGGGGCCGCACCUAUGGCUCUAGAUAGACACAUGAUGGAAGGACUUGAAAGGGACAAGCGUGAGUGCUUGCUACAAGAGAGGAUGGCAUAUUGCCCUUACAGAAAAAACUGACUCACCAGUUUAGACCAGCAAGGGGAACAAAGCACAAAGUAUGAUUGCUAUUGUGUGCCCUCCUAGAAGCAAGCGCACACUGGGUGAGAUUCUGCGAGCGUUUGUGGAAUUAUGCCCUGGACCAUAUCAUUUUCAAAUCUUCUCUUUUUUUUGUAAUAAUACAUCCUGCUACACUAGUGUCACUUCACACAAGUAAUCUCCUUUCCAUAUACAUGUAUCUCAUGUGCCCAUAAGAAAAUUGCAUAAGCCCAAAUUUGUUACCAAAUACCUGGCUGGAAUGCAUGUUACGAAACACACAUCAAAGAUGUCUGAAACAAUUGGGUUGCUGCUAAUAUUACCCAAGUAUGGGCUAUGGAGUAAAUUAAAUCUCUUAUAGAUGCC
This is a messenger RNA of Podarcis lilfordi (Lilford's wall lizard), 15159 nucleotides long. The record is from the annotation of a GenBank genome assembly. Lineage: Eukaryota; Metazoa; Chordata; Lepidosauria; Squamata; Lacertidae.